CGGGCCGGACGGCGAGCGGGACCCCGCGCAGCCUGGAUCGAGCUGCAGACCGAGCGCCCGCGCGCCAUGGCCGGGCUCAACUCGCUGGAGGCGGUGAAGCGCAAGAUCCAGGCGCUGCAGCAGCAGGCGGACGACGCGGAGGACCGUGCGCAGGGCCUGCAGCGCGAGCUUGACGGCGAGCGCGAGCGCCGCGAGAAAGCUGAAGGAGAUGUGGCUGCUCUCAACCGACGCAUCCAGCUUGUGGACGAGGAGCUGGACCGGGCUCAGGAGCGACUGGCCACAGCCCUGCAGAAGCUGGAGGAGGCAGAAAAGGCCGCAGAUGAGAGCGAGAGGGGGAUGAAGGUGAUAGAGAACCGGGCCAUGAAGGACGAGGAGAAGAUGGAGAUCCAGGAGCUGCAGCUCAAGGAGGCCAAGCACAUCGCAGAGGAGGCUGACCGCAAAUACGAGGAGGUGGCGCGUAAAUUGGUCAUCUUGGAGGGCGAGCUGGAGCGGGCAGAGGAGCGUGCGGAAGUGUCUGAACUAAAAUGUGGUGACCUGGAGGAAGAACUGAAGAAUGUCACCAACAAUUUGAAGUCGCUGGAGGCUGCAUCUGAGAAGUAUUCUGAGAAGGAAGAUAAGUAUGAAGAAGAAAUCAAACUUCUGUCCGACAAACUGAAAGAGGCGGAGACCCGUGCCGAAUUCGCAGAGAGAACGGUUUCAAAGCUGGAAAAGUCCAUUGACGACCUGGAAGAAAAACUUGCCCAGGCCAAAGAAGAGAACGUGGGCUUACAUCAGACACUGGAUCAGACACUAAAUGAACUUAACUGUAUAUAACCAGAAAAGGAGGAGUCCUGUUUGAACAGAAACUCCAGCGCUCCGUGUCUCUUUUUGCCUUGUAAGAAGUUUCUUUUGUUAUUGCUUUGCUGGAAAUGUCAAGCCGAUUAUGAAUACAUGACCAAAUAUUUUAUAUCAGACAUGCUUUGGGCACCAGUUAAAUCUAAUCUCCCCCCCCCCCCUUUUUCUGAAUGGCUUUUUCAGCUCUAUUUUUACCCUUAAGUUGCAUUUUAUUCCUAAGGUAGGCAGGGUAUUUCAUAUUGAGCGUAUUCUCUUGAGACUGAGGUCUGCUUACUAGAAUAGUCAAACCCACACUUUUAAGACACAGACUCUGAUCUCUUGUAAUGGGUUUAAAAUGCUACAGAAUGUAAACCCUGUGAGUCGCCACUGGCCGAGCAACAGGUUAGGGACCAUCACAUUAAAAUGAUGAUUUUCCAUCCAGAGCAAAAAAAAUAAAAAGGGCUAUUGUGGGAAGUCAUAAACCACAGCUAGAUUAACCUAGUAUCCUGGCCAUUUUCCAUACUCAACUGCAGAACAAAUAUCCUCUCAGCCAUCAGCACAAGAAUGCCCGGGAAGUGGUCAUAGUACUCAAGUCUUUUCUGAACACAUCCUCAAUGCUAUGCUCUUCCACAUACUUUAUCCUCGUGUGGUUCUCUGGUGAGUGGUCCUCUUUAACGGUGGCCCAUGCUUGUCUUUUCGGAUGUAAGUCCACACAUUCUGCAGGAAAGGUAUUGAGUUGUGUCCAGCCCAGCCAUAUUCAGGACUGCUGGCCAUCAAUAAACUGAGCAAAAGAACUGCUUUCUAUUAAAAAUCUGGGCAACAAAGUAGAGAUCAAAAAGUAAUUGGUGUAGCUUCAUCUCCGAACUUCAGGGACUGGCAAAUGGAAGAUUUUCUUAUCUAGGACUUGAAUACCUUCUUUGGGACCAAGUUAAUAAAAGUUAAGAGACUCCUGAUUAAACUGGAUAUGGAGAAUUUUGUAGGCAGGGGCUGCACAUCUUGGUUUUGCUGUAGUUUCACUUUCUCAGUUAACAUCUCAGAGCUGAAACAUUCCAUAUUGUCUGGCAGUGUGGGGGCCAACUCCAGUUUACAAAUCUGACUAAAUCACCCUGCUUCUAGCUUAUGAGUCCCCUGCCCUUCACUCCUAUUUAUUAAGCAUCACACUACCAGGAGAUACACUAGCGAAUUGUGCAACUGAAUAAAAUCCACUCUUUAGAUUCUUGCGACUGUAUCAUAUGUAAUAGUAUCACUUUUUCUACAUUUUGGUCAAAUAAAUUUUUACAGAAACUA
Cavia porcellus (domestic guinea pig) is the source of this 2100-nucleotide messenger RNA. It is a transcript of the gene Tpm4, whose product is annotated as tropomyosin 4. NCBI's taxonomy places the organism in Eukaryota, Metazoa, Chordata, Mammalia, Rodentia, Caviidae. Gene Ontology annotation, molecular function: actin filament binding. Gene Ontology annotation, cellular component: actin filament. The transcript has 8 exons. The record is from RefSeq and is a predicted model, not a curated record. The coding region runs from base 67 to 813 and encodes 248 amino acids. Gene Ontology annotation, biological process: actin filament organization; muscle contraction.